Messenger RNA from Ruditapes philippinarum (Manila clam), 617 nucleotides. RefSeq lists its product as uncharacterized. Lineage: Eukaryota; Metazoa; Mollusca; Bivalvia; Venerida; Veneridae. Bases 2 to 355 code for a protein of 117 amino acids. The transcript is spliced from 4 exons. The record is from RefSeq and is a predicted model, not a curated record.
UAUGAUUGGAGAGGAGUGUCCAGAAGGUUUUAGAAAAGACGCAAUACAAGAAUCCUGUCUUGAAUAUGAUUCAUUUGGACCUAUUCCAAAUAUUACAGAAAUUGGGACAUCAACGAAAAAGAUAUUAAGAAUAGGCACUUGCGAAAAGAUCGGUAAUAUAUCAAAGGAAAACAAAAGGGUCAAUGAGAUUACAUACAGAAUGCUAGAAACACCCUUUGUUGUUUUAAAGAAAAAUUCUAGACCUUGCCCAAAGGAAUUAAACUAUCUCCAAGAAAAGAACUAUUGCGGCAUUAAACCAGGUUUGAUAGAACUAUUUUGGUACAUAAACAAUGUAAUUAGUCAGUUUUGUAAUUAGUCAGUUAGAUUGAACCUAAUUGAUUCUUGUAGACAGCAUUGCAAUAUGAAGUUAAAUAUGCAUCGCCAAAUAACAUUGCUAAAAGUAUUCAGAAAUUAAUACAUAUGAAAGCCUGAAACUAAGUAAAUCGCAAAUACCUAUUAUGCGUUAGGGUAAAGUGUGCGACAUUUUAUCGCUUGAUUUCAGAAUUUUUUAAAAAAUAUAUGCCUAUGGCUUGUUAAAUUAAUAUUGAAAUGACUUAUUUUUUACGAUACAAAAAUAA